AUGUUGGAAGAGAGGCCAGCUGGAGGCGAUGGCAAAGAAAGGAAGAGAGAAGAAAACAGCCACCUGGGGUACGAGCGUGGGGAGGAAGUGGAUGUAGACCCGGUGUUACCGGACGACGGAGAAGAAGCAGAGAUGGAAGAAAGAGAUUCAAGUUGCCUGAGGAAGAAGCCUCUAAGGAGGAAGAUGAAAGACAAGGAGUCAGGAAUGGCUGUUUCUCAGGCACCGUUGACCUUGGAGGACGUGGCCAUCGAGUUCUCCCAGGAGGAGUGGGCCUGCCUGGACCCUGCGCAGAGGGCCUUGUACAGGGACGUGAUGCUGGAGACCUGCAGGAACCUGCUCUCCCUGGGUGAGCAUCGCUUCCCUCCGGGAGUCGGGAUCUGCCCUUGGGUAUCUUUGCAUUUUCCCGACCUCCAGGGAGCCCUGCCCGACACUGAGUGUCUGUGGGGAGAUAAAGAGAGAGUUGACCGAGGAAUGCCUGUACCCUCUAAAGAAAAUCUCAUGAAUAAAAGAAAUGAACCUUGGGCUCGGGAUGCAGGACAGAAGCCUGUUGAAAAUAGGCUUGGGUCAAGCUUUCAAGAGAAACUGCUGAUACAUCACACGGAAGGGAAAAUUUAUGCAUGUAACGAAGCCGUGAAGUCUCUCAACAGCAGUGGCUCUUUCUCGCCCCUUGAAAGAAUCCUGUCUUGUGUCCAAGCCACCAUUUCUAAUAAGCAUGGGGACGAUCUUAGCCGUCCUUCCGCACAGAGACGGGACCUGAAUGCAUACAGCGGACAGCCUCACACAUGUAACGAGUGUGGGGAAACCUUUCCUCAGGGCUCACAGCUCAGUAAACAUCAGUUGAUCCACAGAGAAGAGAAAUCACGCACAUGUGAUGGAUGCGGCAAAGUCUUGAGUAGCAGCUGGAACCUUAAAAUGCAUCAGCGAAUUCACACUGGAGAGAAACCGUACAAAUGCAGUGACUGCGGCAAGGUCUUUAGCCAAACUUGGAACCUGAAAAUGCACCAGAGGAUUCAUACUGGAGAGAAGCCACACACAUGCGACACGUGUAGCAAGGCCUUUACGCAGCUGUGUUACCUGAAGAUUCACCAGAGAACUCACACCGGAGAGAAGCCGUACGCCUGCGACGUGUGCGGCAGAGCCUUCUCCGUGCGUUCAAACCUCACUAAUCAUCGGAUGAUCCACACCGGGGAGACACCUUUCCGGUGUAACGAAUGCGGGAAGGGCUUCGUAAAGCGCUCCUACCUGGCGGAUCAUACGCGCAUUCAUACGGGAGAGAAGCCCUACACGUGUGCGGCAUGUGGCAAGGCCUUUCGGCAAAAAUCUGGCAUCAGGAUUCACCAGAGGUUUCACGAUGGGAAGAAGCCUUUCAAAUGCAAGGACUGUGGCAAAGCCUUCGCUCAGUGUUCCACUCUCACCACACAUCAGAUCAUCCAUAAAAGAGAGAAGCCCUAUAAAUGCGAUGUGUGUGGGAAGGUCUUCAGUCAAAAAGCCCACGUGAAAGCCCAUCAGAGAAUUCACUCUGGGGAGAAACCAUACAAGUGUCAGAUGUGUGGCAAAGCCUUUAUCGGGCAGGGGAACUUGGCAUCCCAUCAGGUCAUCCACCUGGAAGAGAAGCCACACAAGUGUGACUUUUGUGGCAAGGGCUUCGGUCAGAACAUCCACCUUGUGAAUCACCGUCGAAUCCACACGGGGGAGAAACCUUACACGUGUCACGUGUGUGGUAGGGCCUUUAAUACGCAGUCCGGCCUAACUUACCAUCACGUGACCCAUACCGGAGAGAGGCCCCAUCCGUGUGACGUCUGCGGCAAGGGCUUCAGGAAGUCUCACCACCUGGUCAAUCAUAAGAGAAUCCACACCGGAGAAAAACCUUACGCAUGUAACGAGUGUGGCAAAGCGUUUCCCGUUCGGUCGACCUUGAAGCGCCAUCAGGUCAUCCACGCGGGAGGGAAACCACAUCAGUGUGAUGUGUGUGGCCAGGGCUUCGGAAAGCAAUCACACCUUGCGAAUCACUGUAGGAGUCACCGCGGAAGGAAACUGUGCACAUGAAAGACGAGGGUAGUCGACCUUAACUUCCCAACUCCUACAUUGUUUAAUUAUGACUGAUAAUGUCACACCAGGACAUCGUAG
Phacochoerus africanus (Common warthog) is the source of this 2127-nucleotide messenger RNA. RefSeq names its product zinc finger protein 260-like. The transcript is spliced from 5 exons. NCBI's taxonomy places the organism in Eukaryota, Metazoa, Chordata, Mammalia, Artiodactyla, Suidae. Gene Ontology annotation, molecular function: DNA-binding transcription repressor activity, RNA polymerase II-specific. The record is from RefSeq and is a predicted model, not a curated record. Bases 1 to 2046 code for a protein of 681 amino acids. Gene Ontology annotation, biological process: negative regulation of transcription by RNA polymerase II.